GAUCGAACGGGGACCGAGAAAGGAUCGAAGACGAAGAGGCCGCCGAGCCCUCCCUCUCCGCCCCUCUCCCUCUUCCUCUCCUUCGUUCCAUGGAAUUCCCGCCCUUGCGUUGGUUUCUCUGUCCCAAUCAUCCUCUACGCCGCCCGAAUUAGCAAUCGCAGAAAAAAGGGGGAUUUUUUGGGGUUCAUUUGGAAGUGCAUUGGUGGUGCUCUUGGAUUGUUCUAUCAGAAGGAAAUCAGGUGGCCGCAUCGGGUGGUUUCCCUUUGUGCGUGGGGAAGUCGAUUUUUUCCUCAAAAGAUUGGAUUUUGGCUUGUUCUUGUUUAGAGUUCGAGUUAAUUUUUCCUUCUUUUGGUUAAUCCGUCCAUUUUUCUUGGUCGAGACGUCGUCUUCGAGUUAGAAUCGGCGGUGUUUCGGUUUCUGAUUCGUUGUGUUAGGUUGCAUUGAGAGGAAAGUUGAUUUGGGCGGAAACACCCGUUUUGCUAUGAAUCGGAUUUAGCUGUUCUCAUGAAUGGAAGGCGGAGCUCUUUGGUCUCAAGGGAUGUGCCGCUUACAGAGAACAGCCGGUUCUAAUUGCUUGGAGGAGAGGCAGAUUAGUCCGAAGCCUGAGGUGGAAGCUUCGAGGGUGCAGAAGCUGAAGAGCUCGAUGGUGUCGAGGCCCAAGAUCAAGCUUUGGAUGGUGCGAUUGACGACGGCGGUGUUGCUUUGGACCUGCGUCCUCCAGCUUAUGGCAAUUGGGGAGAUUUGGGGGCCGAGGCUAUUGAAAGGGUGGCCAUCCUGCUUCACUCCGGUUAAUGAAUCCUCUCCGGUGGUCGUCGUCUACAAAGCUGUUCUGCCCCCCAAAAGAAUCUACAGGAACAAUGGAUACUUGAUGGUUUCAUGCAAUGGUGGACUUAAUCAAAUGAGAGCAGCGAUCUGCGACAUGGUUGCUAUUGCGAGACAUUUGAAUGUAACACUCAUAGUGCCAGAGCUAGACAAGACCUCCUUCUGGAGUGACCCUAGGUAUGUUUUAACUUUGUCAGGAUUUGGGGUUAUUGCAGGUUAUAUAUGUGUUAAACACAGUUCCUAUUAUUCUAGUGAAUUCCAAGAUAUAUUCGAUGUCGAUCAUUUUAUAACUUCAUUGAGAGAUGAAGUUCGGAUAUUGAAGGAACUUCCUCUGAGGUUAAAGGCAAGGGUUGAUCGAGGACUGGUUUAUUCGAUGCCGCCUGUUAGUUGGUCUGAUAUUUCGUAUUACGAAAAUCAGAUUCUUCCUUUGAUACAAAAGUUCAAGGUUGUCCAUUUGAAUAGAACCGAUGCCCGGCUUGCUAAUAAUGGUCUUCCGCCAGAAAUACAGAGAUUGCGCUGCAAAGUGAACUAUGCCUCACUUAGAUUCACCCCUCAAAUUGAAGAAUUGGGCAGACGGAUAAUUAGAAUUCUGCGGCAGCAAGGUCCUUUUAUGGUUCUGCAUUUGCGGUAUGAAAUGGAUAUGUUGGCAUUCUCUGGGUGCACCCAAGGUUGUACUCCUGAGGAAGCAGAUGACUUGACUAGAAUGAGAUAUGCAUAUCCCUGGUGGAAAGAGAAGGUCAUCGACUCUGAUAUGAAAAGGAAAGAUGGUCUCUGCCCUCUAACACCGGAAGAGACCACUUUGGUACUGAGAGCGUUCGGUAUCGAUAGCAAUUUUCAAAUACAUAUCGCAGCUGGAGAAAUAUUUGGCGGAGAAAGGAGAAUGCAGGCUCUUUCCGCGGCUUAUCCUAAAGUGGUAAAAAAGGAAACUCUAUUGGGACCUUCGUAUCUUCGAUACUUUCAGAAUCACUCAUCCCAAAUGGCCGCGUUAGAUUACUUAGUUUCUUUAGAGAGCGAUAUCUUUGUUCCUACAUAUGAUGGUAACAUGGCUAAAGUUCUUGAAGGUCAUCGCAGGUAUCUCGGGUUCAAGAAGACAAUUCUAUUGGACAGGAAGCUGCUGGUCGAUCUGAUAGAUCAGUACACCAAUGGCGCCUUGAGUUGGGAUGAAUUAUCUUCGUCAGUGAAGGCAACUCAUGCUGAACGCAUGGGUGGCCCUAGCCGGAGAGUGGUGAUUCCCGACAGGCCUAAGGAAGAGGACUACUUCUAUGCAAAUCCCCAAGAGUGUCUCCCACAGCCUGAUAAACCAUGGACUUCGUGAAUCCAUUUCAGGGGCACGAUACUCUUAAACUCUUAGAAGAAGAAAAUAGCUAUUUAUUCAACAGAUGGGAAUGGCAGGCAGUUUUCCUAGUGUUCCCAGGAUGCCGAAAUGAAAGCAAAUGUAUUUUUCAAUCAUUACAAUACAAUAGCUUUAUUCAUAUUUCAUACCAUUCAAAUAAUCUUCAUUCAUGUAUAGAAGAGUUAAGACAAAAGUGAACAGAGAGAGAGAGAGGGGGAUGAAAGAAUGAUGUAAAUCUGAAUGUGAAUAACAUGAGAUUGUAAUUGAGAGAUUACGAUGUUGUAUGAAUGUAGGUUGGUGGGAAGACCCUCUCCUGAAAAUUGUCAUGAAAUAUCACUUGUCUUGAACA
Messenger RNA from Zingiber officinale, 2504 nucleotides. RefSeq names its product rhamnogalacturonan I rhamnosyltransferase 1-like. The record is from RefSeq and is a predicted model, not a curated record. The transcript is spliced from 7 exons. Lineage: Eukaryota; Viridiplantae; Streptophyta; Magnoliopsida; Zingiberales; Zingiberaceae. The coding region runs from base 509 to 2137 and encodes 542 amino acids. Gene Ontology annotation, cellular component: cytoplasm.